This is a messenger RNA of Biomphalaria glabrata, 3515 nucleotides long. RefSeq lists its product as uncharacterized. NCBI's taxonomy places the organism in Eukaryota, Metazoa, Mollusca, Gastropoda, Planorbidae. Bases 180 to 1334 code for a protein of 384 amino acids. The record is from RefSeq and is a predicted model, not a curated record. The transcript has 5 exons.
GGUGAAGUUAGAGUCAGUUAGGGAUAGGGAUAAAAAGAGGAUAUCCAGACCACGACCCAGUCUAGAUUCUAGAAUAGCUUCGAGGCUCUAGAUCUAGCCCAUAGACAUAAAUAAAUAUGAUCUAGCCCAAAUCAGUGCACAAUAAUCUCCCUUUGAAAAUACAGAUUUUGUUUUGUGUGAUGUCGGUUAAAAAUAGAAGUUUAUGGCAUAGAUAUUGUGUUAUAUAUAGAUCUAUAAUGAUGUCAAAAUUACCAGAUUCACGUCUUAGAGUUAGGGCUAAGAAAGUUAUCGAGAAGGAGAUCUGCAGAGUAGUAAGCAAUGCAAAAGUAAAAGUUCAGAAACAGGGCAAACACACUGAAAAAGGAUUAGAUGUAGCUUCGAAACAGACUGAACCAAAAACCACUCAAAAGAGAAACAACUCAAAUGAGAUAGUAGAACAGAAAAAAAGAAAACGCUCAUUGCAUUCCGAUGGUACUAAAUUAAAAUGUAAGGCUAGUGAUGUCUUACCAUAUAGGCCUACGUCUAAAACAUUGAAAAAAAAUGACUUACGACAUGAUUAUGUUAAAAAUGAAGUCAACAAAAAUCAGUCAAUAAUGGAACAGACCAUCACUGAGAAUAAGAGUAGUCAUAAUUUAUUGUAUAUUUUCAACACCCUCAGCAACAGAUUUAACUCUCACAGAAAUCCCAGUAAGGCAUUGUCAAUGUCGAAAUAUAUGCGAAAUCAAUUUGAAUUUUUUGGUCUCCAAGCUCCAGAAAGAAGAGCAUUAUAUAAAGAUCUGUGGGCAGAGGUAAAAAAGCUCAACUCUUCUGAAAUUCGAGCAUUGGUCAACCUUACAUGGCAGUCACCAGAAAGAGAGUUUCAGCUUUUUACCACUGAAAUACUUGAGAAGGAAAUGCUAAACAUUUUUGAAAAUGAGGCUGAAUUUUCUGCUUUAAAUACUUUAGAAUUUAUAAAGUCAUUUCUUGCUGGCAAUAAAAGUUGGUGGGAUACAGUGGACACACUGGCUGUUAAAGUUGUUGGUCCCUUGGUGAAACUCUGCCAAGAUGAGCUGCUUCCUGUUAUGGACAAAUGGAAUAUAGAUGACAAUUUCUGGCUUUGUAGAACAUCCAUCAUUUAUCAAAAUAGUUUUAAAGCCAGAACUGAUGAAGCUCGUCUUUUUAAAUACUGUUUGACUCAAGUGCACAGCAAAGAAUUUUUUAUUCAGAAAGCUAUUGGCUGGGCUCUAAGGGAAUACUACAAGAUUAAUCCCAUGAGUGUUACGGCAUUUGUGAAAGAGAAUAAAGACAGACUGUCUUCACUGAGCAUACGUGAAGCUCUGAAGCACAACAAAUGACAAUUAGUUUAAUAGAUUUUAUUUGUAUAUCAGUUAUAAGGAUAUUUUAUGUAAAUGAGAUUAUAAUACAUUUAUCUAUAUAAUACAUUUAUAUUUUUAAAAUAGUAUUUUAAAUACUUGUGUGUUAGAAUUGUUUUUUCUGAUGAUAAAUUACACAGUUGAAACUAUAGUGCCUAAUGCAAAUACCAAAUAAAGUUUAUGUGAGAUCCUAAUAGCAGAGAUAUUGACCGAACGUCUGUAUUUGAUAAGAAAAAGAAGAAAUUGAUAUCUGUUUAAUGUCACAAAGAUAAAGUGAACAAGACUAGUUCUUUGGCAUGCAGACCAAACAUUAUACUACUACAAAAAUAAUAAUAAAUAGUAACUUUAAAAAAUGUAAAAAAAACAAACAAUGCUUAUAUUUAAACAUACUACAAAGAAGAAAAAAACAAUUUUAUUUUCCCCUUUUAAGUCUUAAACUUUUGCAAUCAUUUUUGAACACUAUUGAUACUCAAACAGGGUAACAAUCAGAAAGAAGAUAUGUGACCCUAACAUUAAACUUAUGUGUGUCAACUUAGGCCUUACUGUUUGCCAAUACAAUUAUUGUUUACCACCCAUGAUUUAUCUCCCCUUAGCUUUGUACAUUUUCUAUAUUAAUCUAUAUGAAAACAAAAUUACUUAAUUACGACUAAUUGAUUAACUAUAGGUAGAUUUUUGACUGAUUCAUGUGUUGUCAUUAAGCCUGAGCUUGUAGAAGUGGUCUAAUAGUUGAUUGCUAAAAUCCAAACAUACAAGAAAUACUGUGAAAUACUUAAUAUAAGUGUUAGAAGUAAAAAGAAAUACAGAAUUUUGUUUGCUCUUGUUGGCUAGUGAUGGGCCUGAAGUUUGGGCUUGAGCCUAAGCUAGAUGUGGCAUGUUGUUGUUUUACCAGAUAAUGUUAAGACAUGUGGGCUCAUAUUGGCUAUACCAGUCUGUAUAAGAUGCUGUGAAAGGUUGUGCCCAAUAUUCUAAAACUAUAACAACCUACAUUAUCAGUGAAUCAUUGCUUGCUAAGUUAUUUCAUAUGUUUGAAUAGGUUUGCUUAAUUGUUCUUAAUGACCAAUCAUCAUAAAUUGUAAAUCCUUAAUUGCAUUAAAUGUUACAUUAAAUUUUUUUGUUGGCUAUCAUAUAAUUUGUUUGCUCUUAUGUAAAGUAAAUACACAAUUGUAAAACAAAUUUCCCGGGUUCAAAUCCUGGUUAAGACGUGGAUUUUUAAUUUUGGGCGCCUCCGAGUUCACCCAGCUCUAAUGGGUACCUGACAUUAGUUGGGUAAAAGUAAAGGCAGUUUGUCGUUGUGCUGGCCACAUGACACCCUUGUUAACUGUGGGCCACAGAAACAGAUGACCUUUACAUCAUCUGCCCUAUAGACCACAAUGAAUGAAAGGGGAACUUAUAUUUGAUCAGUGAUAUGAUACCAAUCAUCAGGAUAUCAUUCUUCAUGUACAUAUGUUGAUAUUAACCUGCUGUUCUUCCAAUACAUCUCAUUUCACAAUUGUUAAUUUAUAGCUUUAGCUUUAUAUUCUCAAUUUAGGUUUGAUUGAUGGAAAAGAGAUUUUUACAUGCAUAGCCUUUGUCUUUUUAUUCAAACAUCUAUUUUUCUUAAAUAGUAACUAAGUGCAGUUUUUGUUCAAUCUCAAUGGCCUCUGAAGUAUUCUGAUAGUAACUAUGUAAAGAAUGUUUUUUAUGUGAUUUGUCAUUUAUUUUUUUUUAAAUCUAUUACUGAAAAAAAAAUGGCAUUAAAAUGCUUUAACAGUGUUGUUUAUUUAAUGUCUAGAAAAUAAAUGGGAGCCUAAACUUAUUUUGAACUAUUGACCAGUUUAUUUUAUUACUUGACUUAAACAACUAGACUAGUAUUUAGUUAACAUAAAUAAAAUUUUUGACUGCAAAUCUUUUUUCAAGUUAAUAUAUCUAGCUUAUCUUAGUCCUUGCGUGACACCAGCCAAUUUAAAUAUUUAUAAAUGUUUGUGCAUUUAUAGAAAAUGCAACAGCAAUAAUAUAAUAAUAGAAUUUGGUGAUGAGUUUACGUAAGGGCUUUUCACUUGUUAAUUAUAUGAUUAAUCUCAUCUGUUUUGUUAUAUCCUAAUUUAGUUCUUUUUUACUAAUGGUGUCUUGUUAACUAAACAUAUUCACAAUCAAAGAAAAUGCAAUAAAAAUUUUAUAAUAAAC